CUUUCUAGACUUGAGGCGUGUGCAUUUGUGAGUGUUUGGCUGAGAGCUUGAAGUUGGGAAACUUAAAGUGAAUCACAUUGUUUUCCUUUUUGCGUAAAUCAUAUGGACAUAUCAACCAUCAGAUGAGCGUGAUCCUGACCUGAGCAUAAGAAAACGGAUUACAAGGUGGUGGGAAGAAAAGUAAAUCAUCAUAACCAUGCUAAAGCAAUUUAGCCUCUUGAAGCAGUUUGGAAAUGUGGGGAAGGCACAAGAUGCAACUGACCUACUCACUGAGGAUCUGGUUUUGGUGGAGCAGCGUGUGGAACCGACCAGAAAAGCGGCACAGAUCAUACAUAAGAAGCUGGUUGGUUGUUUGCAGAGUCAGCAGGGACUGGACUCAGAGAGACGAAUGAAAAAGCUACCCCUUAUGUUGCUCUCUGUCAGCAUGGCUGAGAGCUUUAAAGAUUUUGAUGGUGAAUCCUCUAUUAGGAGAGUUCUAGAAAUGUGCUGCUUCAUCCAAAACAUCCUGGCACAAACAUUAGCAGAGUUUGAGGUGAAGCUGGAAAAGGAUGUUCUGGAGCCUUUAAAUAAACUCAGUGAGGAAGACCUUCCAGAGAUUUUGAAGAACAAGAAGCAGUUUGCGAAACUGACGACAGAUUGGCACAAUGCUCGAAUCAGAUCUCAAGGGAGUACAGGUCCCCAGGCUAAGCAGGAUGGACUGAGGGAGGAAGUAGAAGAAGCCUGGAGAAAACUCGAAUCAAUCAAGGAUCAGUAUUCAGCUGAUCUUUACCAUUUUGGCAGUAAAGAAGAUGAAUAUGCCAAUUUUUUCUUACAUCUCUUAGAGCUCCAAGCUGAAUACCACAAAAACUCCUAUGGACUCUUGGAAAAACAUAUCACAGAGCUCAGGGAAAAUCACAACCAAUCAGAACCCCAGAUGGGUGUCUCAGUAAGGAAAGUGUAUGGCGAGUCUCUGCUCUCCCACCUUGAGAGCUGUGGUCAAGAGAUUGCUGCACCCAUUCAGGAGUGUGUUACCAUGCUUCUAAAGACAGGACUCAGAGAAGAGGGAUUAUUCAGGCUGGCAGCAGCUGCCUCUGUUGUAAAGAAGCUGAAGAGCAGUCUGAAUGCAGGGACAGUAGAUCAGGCUGAGUUCAGCGCUGACCCUCAUGCUGUAGCAGGUGCCCUGAAAUCUUACUUGAGAGAGCUGCCAGAACCUCUCAUGACGUUUGAACUGUAUAACGAAUGGUUAGAGGCAGCAGGAUCAAAAGAAGUAGAUGAGAAAUUGGAGUUGUUACGAGCUGUACUGAAAAAACUCCCACCAGAGAACUACAAUAAUCUACGAUACCUCAUCCAGUUUCUAGCAUGUUUGUCAGAUCACCAGGCGGUUAAUAGGAUGACUCCUAGUAAUAUUGCCAUAGUGCUUGGACCUAACCUGCUGUGGCCUCGUGUUGAAGGAGAGACAUCUCUGCUAGACAUGGCUUCUGCCUCUUCAGUCCAGGUCGUGACAGUGAUAGAACCACUCAUACAAUACUGCAAAAGCCUGUUCCCUGAAGAUGUUGAUUUUGAGAUUCCUGAACUCCCAGCACUGUCUCCAUCUUUACCUCAGAAGUCCCCAUCAGAUACUGUCUUUCCCACAGCUCUAACUGCCUCUGUCUCAAAAAAUGACAGUCCGUCUUCAUCUGAAAACUUUGGUGCAGCAGUAAAUAUUUAUACUAGUCCAAUGAAUCGUGGUGCAACAAUAUGGGAGAAUAGCAGUCCUGCUCCAGCCAGUCAGCCAUCUGCUCAGGCUUCUAGCUCAAAUGCAGUUCCUGGUGAGAAUCAGCCUAAGCCUUUUCCUCAACCACAACCUCGGGCUCAGCUUCAAGCAAAGCCUCCAUCUCAGAUUCAGAAUGCAACUCAGCUGAAAGCAAACAGCUCUCCAGAGGACAGCUUGGAACAGCCCGAGCAUUCAUCCGAGGCCACACUGAAGAUCACCACUCCCUUUAAACCAAGAAGGUCGUUUGUUCAGAACAGGUCAUUUAAUAAAGACUCUGUUGUAAGCUAUAACAAACCCAAAACCCCAGUUGCUCCCAUGAGCGAGGUCGGAGUUUUGCCAAGAAGUUUUCCAUUGGCCAUGCCCGCAAUCUCUGAGGCACAGACGCAGCCUGCAGCCAAACCACAAGCUCCUCCUGCUCCUUCAGCUCCUGUUUCUACGGCUCCUCCUGUUUCUUCAGCUCCUCCUCUUCCUUCAGCUCCUCCACCAGAAGGAGGUCCUCAGAAAAAGGCUGUGAACAAGAGACCCAAAGUGCCCCCUCCACUUCCACCCCCGUCCUUGCCCAAGCCGCUCUCAUCCUCAGCCCAGUGAGGCCAACCUGCCGUCACCUUCACGCUGAUUUACUAUCAUCAGUAGUUUGGAUUAUAAGUUAAUGAUGUGGUGUGUAUAUAUCAUGCUUUCUUUAACUUUCUUUAGCUUAUUAUUUGCACUGUCACAUUCGCUGUAGCUUUGUGAAACCUUACUCUACAGAUUGGCAUUCCCCAUACAGGUUCCUGUAGCUGCAAAUAUAACACAAAGAGAAAUCUCACUUCCUCUGGUUUCUUCUUUGUGUGCUAACAGCAGUGACAUAAACACAGUUACAAUGUCCGCAGCAAGCUAGCGGUUUCAUCUGUAGUGCAGUAGUAAGAAAAUUAUAAUCACACAUGUAAAUAGUGUAGUAAAUUUUGUGUUAUGU
Molecule: messenger RNA, 2684 nt
Organism: Hemibagrus wyckioides
Lineage: Eukaryota; Metazoa; Chordata; Actinopteri; Siluriformes; Bagridae
Gene: sh3bp1
Product: SH3-domain binding protein 1
Exons: 18
Coding region: 197-2320 (707 amino acids)
Biological process (GO): regulation of Rac protein signal transduction; positive regulation of GTPase activity; signal transduction
Cellular component (GO): intracellular anatomical structure; cytoplasm; cytosol
Molecular function (GO): protein binding; GTPase activator activity
Source: RefSeq, a predicted model, not a curated record